This is a messenger RNA of Biomphalaria glabrata, 3336 nucleotides long. RefSeq names its product ras-like GTP-binding protein rhoA. NCBI's taxonomy places the organism in Eukaryota, Metazoa, Mollusca, Gastropoda, Planorbidae. The record is from RefSeq and is a predicted model, not a curated record. Gene Ontology annotation, biological process: small GTPase-mediated signal transduction. The transcript has 4 exons. The coding region runs from base 409 to 1002 and encodes 197 amino acids. Gene Ontology annotation, molecular function: GTP binding; GTPase activity.
CAAAGUUCGGCAACUCUUAUUUAUCGGGUCAUUUUGUUAUCAUUUACUAACGUAAAUAGAAUAGAAUUAAAUAACACUAUCAACUGUUUCUUAGUGAAAAUAUAGAUCAUUAGGUUAUAAAAAAUAUAUUGAUUCUAGAGCUAGAAAAUAGCUAGAUUAGGUCUAUAAUGGAAUUCUAAGUAUGUGUCCUACAGAGUCUAGUGACUAUUACUAGUCUAAGUCUAUGUAGUACAUUUUUUACGAUUAUCUAGAAAAUCUAGAUCUAGUAUAGUCUAGUUAUGCGGAAGUAACACUAAACUGAAAACUCUAAACAUUAAUAAAAAUAGUAGCACUGUUGAGUCUGAGUAACAGACGAGAGUCAGACUGACUCAUUCAACAUUGAGUAAAGUAACUGUGAGGUAGCUAAAAAUGGGUUGUUGUACUUCCCAAGAAAAUUCAGAAGAAGCUCAGCGUAAAAUUGCUGUUGUAGGUGAUAGUGGUGUUGGGAAGACUAGUCUCAUUCAGAGAUUAAUGACAGAUGACUUUGAUGAAAAUACGCCUCAAGAGUACAUAGCCUCAGCUCUGAAAGUGGAUGAGAAAUUGAUUGAACUGAAAAAAGGAAAGAAGGUACGUCUUUUUAUAUACGACACUGGUGGUCAAGAAACUUUCAAACAUUUGAGAAAAUUAAACUAUCCUAAAUCUGACGCAGUCAUCAUUUGCUUUAGUGUUGAUAACAUAGAGAGUCUACAGAAUGUUAAAAAGAACUGGGUGCCGGAGAUGCAGAGGCUUUGCCCUGGCAUACCUAUGUUGCUAGUCGGGAAUAAAGUUGACAUCAGGCAUGAAAGCGAGUCCAUAAAAAAUUUUGUCCCCAGGGGCAAAGGAGAGAACACUGCCAAAAAAAACAAGAUGGUUGGCUACAUAGAGUGUUCUGCCAAGACAGAUGAGAAGGUCAAGGAUGUAUUUGAAAAAAUCGCACAAGUUGCACUCCAAAGAAAGGUCAUUAGAAAAGAGGAGACUGCUUAGAAAAAAGUCAACAUUUUAUUUGGAACAUGUAUUGUAUAUUUAUUAUAGUGUAAAUUUGGCAGUGGUGAAAUAAUCUAGCUAAUGUUUUAUAUCUUGCAGAUGUCUACUUAUUAAACAUUCAGUAUAAAAAAAAUGUAACACAUAAAUAGGGAUAAAAUUAACUAUCUGAAUUGCUGUGCACACAUAUUGCAUAUUUAAUACUGCUGGAGCUCUGUGAUUACUUAAACAAACUUAAUGUUUACCUUUUCCUGUUGUAUUUGUAGGUUACUUAUUUUUUAUAAAUUGACAAACUUUUUUUUUUUUUUUGGGGGGGGGGGGUAAUCAUACAACAAUGUUUAAAAAAUAGUUGAAUGAUGUAAUUAGCAGGGGUUAAGUUUUUUUUACUUCUUUUACAGUGACUUGUAUGAUAUUUGGUAAUUUUAUACAUACUCUAAACUUUAAGCUUUGUGUUUUAAGUGGCGGUCUUUUAAUGUAAAUACCACCAAAGAAACUAUUUUACUGCUGGUAAAAGGGUACCUAACAUUUCAAUUUGAGAAAUCUAAAUAUCAAAUUUGACUUAUAAGGUGUUGUUUUUUUUUUAAUAUAGUAUAAUGGCCUAACCUACGAUUGAGACAUUUGGAUGUCAUUGCUGGAAUUCAUUGGUUGCACUGUAGUGUAAUACUUGUUUUGUGGUAAAAUAGUUUGCUUCUUUAAAAAUCAAUGUCAUAACAUUGACUGUAAGUGAGGAUGGAGUGUGAUGAUGAUUUCAAAACCAAGGCCAUCUAUUACUCUUGUUCAAAAUUAUGUCCAGAAGCCCAUAAUGUGGAAAUUUGUCCAUACUGUCUCACCAGGUCUUCAUUUAAAAAGAAAAGAAAUCUGAUCAAUGUCUAUUUAAAUAAUUGAUAUAUUUAUAUACACAUCUUCCUUUCUUUCAAUUUAAUGAGUUAAUUUAGUGUGCUAUCUUGUAAAAUAAAUUGUUCAUUCUUUGUCUUUUGAGUCUCAAAUUUUACUUAUUUGCUUGCUCUGUUCCGUCUUAAUGUUGCUUGUGAUUCCUCUGCUAUAAUGGCCACUAACCAUAAAUCUCCAGAGAUCUUUGUUCUUUCCAGCUGAUUCCAGAUGUAACUUAUUUCAGCUUGCUUUGACUCCUCUUCAGCUUGUUUGUGAGUGAUGUUCAAGUCUGCUUUAUUUAGGCCUACCUUUCUUUUCUUCCUUGACAAGGGGUCUUAUAAUUUAGCAGCCAGGAGUUAUCAAGUUUGUUUUGUAUAUCAUGUAAAAUGUUGAAUAUGAUGAAUAAAAAUUUGUCAAUGCAAAUAAUAACUAAAUAAUUUAAAAUUGUAAUUAGAUUUGAUUUCUUCAAUAUUAAUGCUACAUUUCAUUUUUUGUUUACCUGUCAACCUCAAAAGUUCAUGGCAUUGCUGUGAUUUGUUUUCUUUCCAUUUAUUUUGUGCCUUAAAAACAUUUUUUUCAAAAAUUAAUUUUUUUGUCUUCAGAUUAAUGUAUAUCUCUACUGUGUAUUUUUCAUUCAAGCUUUACAUGAUCAAAGAUUUUUUUGAACCUUUUAUUGACUUUGUCAGAUCCUGUUUAUGUUAUUUUACAGAAGUAUGUCCUUUAUUCAUGCAAUUAUUUAAGUAAUACCGGUAUGAUGAAAAGUAUCUUGUCAACAUUCCUACAAUGGAGUUUCUAAAAUUAAUACUUGUGUACUUAUAUGCUUAAUACUUAGUAGACUAUUGAUCACUGAAAUGUAAUUGACCAUUUAAGCUUUUUGUGAUGGGUUUUGAUUGCUUUAAGUUUAAUACAGUGCUUUGAAGAUUAUUCAGAAAAAAUUGUUUAAGGUCCAACUGUGUUCUGAAAGAAACUCCCUUACAGCUCUUUAGUUAUACCAUAAAUGUCGGCCAUGGUAAAGAUCAUACUAAAGAUCAUACUAUCCAAUUUUUGGUAUGACCUGUUUCAAUUUAAAAUUGUAAUUACUCUUUUGUAAAUUAAUUCUACUUGGAAAACAUUUUACUACUUUAAAAAUAUUACAUCUAUGCCUGUUAGUUUUAAUAUGUAUUCUUACUGAAACUAAUGCAAAUCAUUUGAUGAAUAACUUUAUUUCAAUCAAUUUAGAAAAUAGGCAAUCUGCAUAGUCUCUAUGCCACCUUUGUAUCAUAUGUACGUUUUGAUUUGAUUCUUAAGUCAGUCAUGUAUUUUAUUGUUAUACAAUAUAAGUGUGUAUAUUUAACUUGUAAAAUAUUUUUAACAUUGUAACUUAGUACAACAAAUUUAAUAAGACUAUAAACAUCAGUUGUAUUUUUUUUUAAAUAAUGAUAUUACCAAUUAGUAAAUAAAGAAAAACAUUCAUAAGAAUUAACAUUA